Messenger RNA from Ilex paraguariensis (yerba mate), 492 nucleotides. Lineage: Eukaryota; Viridiplantae; Streptophyta; Magnoliopsida; Aquifoliales; Aquifoliaceae. The record is from the annotation of a GenBank genome assembly.
AUGCUUGCUUGGACCCUAAGCUUGUACGAGCUGAUCAUUUCUUUUAUACUGGGCUUGAUGUCCCUGGCAAGUGGCAACACUUCAAACCCUCUUGGCUCGAACAUAAACCGACUCACCGUGGAUCAGAUUCCUGGACUAAACACCCUUGGCAUUUCAACAGUGCGUGUUGACUUUGCACCAGGGGGUGUUGUCCCUAUCCACAGACAUCCACGAGUCACUGAGAUAGUUACAGUUUUAGAAGGCAGACUCCGUGUUGGCUUUGUAACUUCUGCUCUUGAAAACCGGGUUUUCAGUAAGAUUCUUGACAAGGGAGAUGCGUUUGUCUUCCCUAUGGGGCUCGUGCAUUUUCAACAAAAUGUGGACAGUGGAAAUACUGUUGUAAUCGCCUUCUUGAGUAGCCAAAAUCCUGGUGUCGUCGCCAUUGCUAAUGCUGUUUUUGGAUCAAACCCACCUAUUGAUGACGCCAUACUAGCCAAGGCCUUUCAGCUAUAG